GCAUCUUUUUGUUCCAAAGAUGCAUUGACCAAGCCAAACAUGUCCAAUUGGAUAGAAUGUUACAACCCCUGGACCAACAUAUGGCACCACUUCACCAGAAUCCCUGGACUCAAAGAUAACAAUGUCCAAAAGGGCUUCUCUACGGUCUCCAUCGGCGAUUCUCUUUACAUCAUCGGCGGCAAGCUCUGCCACAAGGUCUUUUGCCACGACGAGAUCGGUGAGGUCGAUCUUGAGGUCGUCCUCUCAUCGGUCUUGCGGGAAAAUCCACGUGGUAAUAAGGGUUUUGCGGAGACUGCCGAUUUGGAUGAGGUUCCAUGUUCCACAAUGGCUAGAUGUUCUGCUGAGGUGUAUGAUUCGGAGAAUGCCAAGUGGGAUCUUAUGCAGGGAAUGUGGCAGCUAGAUGUGCCACCUAAUCAAAUCGUGGCCGUUGGAUGCAAGCUUUAUAUCUCUGGAGAUUGCUUGAAUGCUUGGAAGGGGUAUAGGCUGCCAGGAGAGAUCUCGAGAAUGAUGUCAUUUGUCCACGUGUUUGACACUAAGGAGAAAAGCAGCUUUGAUGCCAUGGUUGCGUUGCUAUGCUACCACACGCUUGAUAAAUGAAGAACAUGCCGGAAAGGAAUAUAUCCUCUCUCGCCAUGACUACCUUAAGGAAAUAAAAAAUUAAGAAUUAA
Molecule: messenger RNA, 668 nt
Organism: Rubroshorea leprosula
Lineage: Eukaryota; Viridiplantae; Streptophyta; Magnoliopsida; Malvales; Dipterocarpaceae
Source: the annotation of a GenBank genome assembly